This is a messenger RNA of Paramecium sonneborni, 1490 nucleotides long. The record is from the annotation of a GenBank genome assembly. Lineage: Eukaryota; Ciliophora; Oligohymenophorea; Peniculida; Parameciidae.
AUGAUUAUAGUGUUAAACAUUUUGGGUCUGAUAAUCUUUUUAAAUAUUUAAGGAGUAUUUCAAUUUUUUUAAAAAGAUGCUGAAGAAAAACUUAUUAUGAAUUUUAUUUAUGGAUAAACAAAUUCUUAUAUCCAAAUUUAUUAAAACAACUUAUAGUACAAAAUUACUCAAGGAAUGAAUUCAAUUUAAAAUAUAAAUACAUUGUAUCAGUUGAUUUAAAGAACCAACAUUAAUUUUUAGAGGAAUUAAGAAAAAUGCCUCUAAGAAGAUUAUAUCCAAAAUAGUAUUAUUAAUUAUUGUCAAUAUUGCUAUGGAAAUUUUGAUUGUUCUAAAGAAAUUCUUAAAAAAAAUUAAUAUCUUGAAGAAUUUCAAAAACUUUCAAAUUUACUUUCAACAACUUUAGCUUAUUAAAUAGAACUAAAUAUCUAUUUUACAUCUAUAUCUAGUGAUUGUUAUUUUUCUACAUGUCCUGGAUCUAAUUUUACUGGCUAUGUACCCUCAUCAAGAAAAUGGUUUUAAAAUCAUUUAGAAUUAAUGAAUUCUUAUAACUUCAUUAUUUCUGAACCAUAUGCAAAUUUUUUAGGAGGUGUUUACAUCUCAGGAACAACUAGUAUAUAUGAUUAAAAUGAAAAUAUAAUAGGAAUAGGGGCUAUAGAUCUUAAUUUCUCUUCUUUUUAUUAAUUUAAUUAUGAUGAUUUAGAUUUACUUGUCAUUGAUAAAACUGGAAGAAUAUUAAUAAGCCAUUAUUAUACACCAUAAACAACUGAAGUUUAUUUUCUUUAAAAUGAAUCUAUUUUUGGAUUUAAUUAAACAGAUGUGGAUCAAAUAAUCAAAUAGAAUUAAUCACAAGAAAAUUGCCAACUUGAUAUUCCCAAUACAAUUUGUCUCAUUAAUAAAAAAUAAAAUGAAUUAUGGUACAUCAGAUAAAAGAGAGUUACAAAUGAAUACUAUAUUUUAUUGAAGUUCAAUUCUUAAGCUUAUAUUAAUUAUAUUACUCUUCUAAAAAAUAUGAUUAAUGAAAUGUAUUAAUAAUUGCUUAAAUAACUUAUAUUAGGAUUAUUAUUAACAGUUUUCAUUAGUUUAUGUAUCCAUUUAAUAUCAUUUCUCUUACUUUAGAAGCCUAUUGAUAGAUUAGUAAAUAGUUUUAAUAAAUAUUUACUAAAAGGAAAAUAAAUUAAUUCUAUUAUAUUUAGUAAUAACAGUCAAGAUCAAUUAGAUAAACUAUCUAAUGCAUUUCUUAGAUUGACAAAUAAAUAUAAAUUUAAUGAGAGUGACAGAAAAACAAUAAUAAGCUAAAAUUAAUAAGAAUCUCAAUAUCCAGUAAAUUAUUAUGUGAAUUCUAAAAUUAUGAAUAAUUAGAAUCGGCAUUCGUUAUAUGUAAUAUAUUAAAUUAUUUCAUAAAGAUUUUUGAAACUUAAAAAUAGAAACAUAUAUAUGUUCAAUAAUUUUUUGAUCUUUACAGAUAAAAAAACUAUAAAUUAGAAUUAUGA